AAACACCGGGGACGCUGCAGCAGCUCCCAGGGGGCUGACAAUCUGGCCAGAGAAGGAACAGAAUCAUAUGCCUAUCAGGACCCCUGUCCCCUCUAGGAACCAUGAACCGGAAAGACAGCAAAAGGAAGUCUCAUCAGGAAUGCUCUGGGAAGGCAGGUGGGCGGGGUCGGCCACGACAGGCCCGCCGCCACAAGACGUGCCCCACCCCCCGGGAAAUCAUCAAGGUUAUGGCUUCCAUGAAUCUGGGGGUGCUGAGCGAAGGCAGCUGCAGCGAAGAUGAGCUACUGGAGAAAUGUAUCCAAUGCUUCGACUCUACUGGCAGCCUGCGCCGCGGGGACCACAUUCUCAAGAUGGUGCUUACGAUGCACAGCUGGGUGCUGCCAUCCUCAGACUUCGCAACUCGGCUACUGACCUCAUAUCCUCCCAGAACGGCUGCCAAAGAUGCUCAGGAGCUAAGACAGCUACAGAUUUGUUACCUGGUCAGGUACUGGCUGACCCAUGACCCUGAGGCGGUGCGCCAGGAGCCCCAUCUAGAAGAAGUCAUAGAUCGGUUUUGGGUCACAGUAGCUCAGGAAGGCAACUUGACCCAAAGAAGUCUAGGAGAUGCCUCCAACCUACUAAGUCCCAGAGGGCCCGGCCCCCCACCUCCCAUGAGCAGCCCAGGCCUGGGCAAGAAGCGCAAAGUGUCCUUGCUGUUUGAUCACUUGGAGACAGAGGAGCUGGCUCAACACCUCACUUACCUCGAGUUCAGGGCCUUCCAGGCCAUCACACCCCAAGACCUGCGGGGCUAUGUUUUGCAGGGCUCAGUGAGGGGUUGUCCCGCUCUGGAAGGUUCUGUGGGUCUGAGCAACAGUGUGUCCCGCUGGGUACAGGUCAUGGUAUUGAGCCGUCCCGGGGCUGCACAACGGGCCCAGGUACUGGACAAAUUCAUUCAUGUGGCACAGAGGCUUCACCAGCUACAGAAUUUCAACACACUGAUGGCAGUCACGGGUGGCCUGUGUCAUAGUUCCAUCUCCAGGCUGAAGGACUCCCACACCCACCUGAGCCCCGAUAGCACUAAGGCCCUGCUGGAGCUGACAGAACUCCUCGCCUCCCAAAACAACUAUGCCUGCUACCGCCGCACCUGGGCCAGCUGUACUGGCUUCCGGCUGCCCAUACUGGGUGUACACCUUAAGGACCUGGUGUCCCUGUAUGAGGCCCAUCCAGACAGGUUGCCGGAUGGUCACCUGUACCUCCCCAAGCUGAACAGCCUCUACCUACGGCUGCAGGAGCUGGCGACACUCCAGGGACAGCAUCCCCCCUGCAGUGCCAAUGAGGACCUGCUGCACCUGCUGACGCUCUCCCUGGAUCUCUUCUAUACCGAAGAUGAGAUCUACGAGCUUUCUUAUGCCCGGGAACCACGCUGUCCCAAGAGUCUGCCACCCUCCCCCUACAAAGCCCCUCUGGUGGCGGAGUGGGCCCAUGGUGUGACCCCAAAGCCAGACAGCGUGACCCUGGGUCAGCAUGUGGAACAACUAGUGACGUCCGUAUUCAAGAACUAUGACCCAGAAGGCCAGGGCACUAUCUCUCUGGAGGACUUUGAGCGACUGUCAGGCAACUUCCCCUUUGCCUGUCAUGGGCUUCACCCACCUCCCCGCCACGGGAGUGGCUCCUUCAGCAGAGAGGAGCUGACGGAAUACUUGCUCCGCGCCAGCGCCAUCUGCUCCAAGCUGGGCCUGGCCUUCCUGCACAGCUUCCAUGAAGUCACCUUCCGCAAGCCCACCUUCUGUCACAGCUGCAGCGGCUUCCUCUGGGGUGUCACCAAGCAAGGUUAUCGCUGUCGGGACUGUGGGCUGUGUUGUCACCGACACUGCAAGGACCAAGUGAGAGUGGAGUGCAAGAAGAGGCCAGAGACGAAGGGCGAGCCUGGUCCCCCAGGGGCGCCUGUGCCAGCCGCACCUCCUCCUGCCAGCUGUGGCUCUGAGGAAAAUCUCUCCUACACACUAUCCCUGGAUGCUGAGUCUGGUUGCCACCUCCGCCACGCUUGGACCCAGACGGAGUCCUCACACUCUUCCCAGGAGGCGGAGACGAGGCCCUUUCCAGCACCGGUUUCACCGCCCAAAGCUUCCUCGAAGCCCAGUGCCUGAACAGCAUCUGGAGUCUUUUCCCCUAGAAAAGGUUCUUCUGCACUGCACUGACGGCCAGCCGUAUUCCCUCCUGCCUCACUUAGCACCUGCAGCUCUGUGUUGGAUGGAUUUGGACUCUUGUCACAUCAUCUCCCCAGCUCCCCACUUCCCAGAUAAGGAGACUAAAGCUUCAAGCUCCAAGUGAAGCUGUGAACCAGUGGACCAUACUGACUGCUGGCACAGGUCUGGAGGUUGUGAGAACGGGGGGACAGAGUCCUAACCAAUGUCAGGACAGAGGCCAGUGUGGGCAGUGUGUGUGAAAUGUCUCCCCUGCUCGGAGCCUCCUGCAGCUUGUUCAAGGUGAAACCUAGUCUUAGGUUUACAAAGCUCAGAAAGAUCUGUCCCCAGCACCUGUCUUCCCUGUCCACAUCUCCCCUCCUUGCUCAUCCUCUCCCACCUACGAUGGCUUCCAUGUUCCUAGGACAUGCCCCAAAGUACUUACCUCGGGCUUUGCACUAGCCAUCCCCUUUUCUGGAAUGCUCGUUGUCAGAGGUCUGCAUGGCUCACCUGCUCCAGAGCUUUACUCAGGUGACCACAGCGAUGUCACACACAUGCAGUCUGACCCUCCCCUGCUGCUUUCUCUGUCUCCAUGGUGCUUUGGUCCUCUAAUGAACUAGACAUUUCACCUGU
Molecule: messenger RNA, 2795 nt
Organism: Alexandromys fortis (reed vole)
Lineage: Eukaryota; Metazoa; Chordata; Mammalia; Rodentia; Cricetidae
Gene: Rasgrp4
Product: RAS guanyl releasing protein 4
Exons: 17
Coding region: 102-2126 (674 amino acids)
Biological process (GO): Ras protein signal transduction; positive regulation of GTPase activity
Cellular component (GO): plasma membrane
Molecular function (GO): calcium ion binding; guanyl-nucleotide exchange factor activity
Source: RefSeq, a predicted model, not a curated record